CGUCAUCGUCCAGACAGGAACGUCCCCUCGCCGAACGCAGCGGCCGCCUCGACUCAUCGCUGAGGAGAUCGUCGUCGUCUCACGAGAAAUAAAGAUAAAGAGAAGAGAAUGGCCUCGUACCGGCUGCGCUGUUCGAUCCCGGCACACGACAUGGACGUGCGCGGCGUGACGCCGCUGCCGAACGCGGCGAGCGGCGGUUUCGCUUCGGUGUCUCGCGACCGCACCGCCUGCCUCUGGGUCCCCGCCGCGGGCCCCGGGUCCGAGUUCCGCGAGGCGGCCCGCUGGAAGGCGCACGACGCGUUCGUGUCGUGCGUGUGCGCGCUGCCGCCCUCCGCCGACUUCCCCGCGGGCCUCGUGGCGACGGGAGGCCACGACGGGCACGUGUGCGUCUUCGCGGCCGACGCCCUCGGCCCCGCGUCGGUUCCGCUCUACCGGCUCGAGGGCCACGGCUCCACCGUGUGCUGCCUGGCGGUGGGUGGUGACGGCGACGACGGCGGGGGCGGCGGCGCCGUGCCGGCGUUGGCGGGCGUGCUCGUGAGCGGGUCGUGGGACGCGACGGCGCGGGUGUGGCUCCGGGACAAGUGCGUGACCACGCUGCAGGGGCACGGCGCGUCGGUCUGGGCAGUGAGCGUGCUGCACAAGCAGGGCGCCAUUCUCACCGGCUCGGCCGACAAAUCCAUCAAGAUGUGGAAGGCAGGCCGCUGUGAGGUCACCUACACGGGCCACGAGGAUUGCGUGAGGGGCCUCGUGGUUCUGGGCGGCGGCGAGGAGUUCCUGUCGUGCAGCAACGACAGCAGCGUGCGGCGCUGGGCGCUGGCGGGGCCCUGCCUCUCGACGCUCUACGCUCACACCAACUACGUCUACUCCAUCUGCCUGCUGCCCAACACCUCCGGGUUCGUGACGGGAGGAGAGGACCGCACGGUCCGCGUGUGGCGCGGCGAGGAGUGCGUUCAGACAGUGCGCCUACCGGCCCAGUCCGUGUGGAGCGUUUGCGCUCUGCCCAACGGCGACAUCGUGGCCGCCACCAGCGACGGGCGCGUGCACGUGUUCACGGAGAGCGAGGAGCGAGCGGCGCCAGCCAGCGAGCAGCGCGCGCUCGAGGAAGAGCUGGCGGGCAGCGCCAUCGACCCCAAGACCGGCGACCUCGGCGACAUCGGCAGCAGCGAGCUGCCCGGGCGCGAGCACCUCGACGAGCCCGGCACGAGAGACGGGCAGACUCGCCUGAUCCGCGAGGAGGGCCGGGUCGAGGCCUACCAGUGGAGCGCGGCGAUCGGCGGUGACGGCGGCCGCUGGAUCAAGAUCGGCGACGUCGUGGGCUCCUCGGGGGCCACGCAGCAGACCUCGGGGAGGGUCAUGUACGAGGGCAAGGAGUACGACUACGUCUUCUCCGUGGACCUCAACGAGGGCGGGCGGCCGCUGAAGCUGCCGUACAACGUGAGCGAGGACCCGUGGGCGGCGGCCAACGCCUUCCUGGGUCGCCACGACCUGUCGUCCCUCUUCCUCGACCAGGUCGCCAACUUCAUCGUGGAGAACACGCGCGGCGCCACGCUGGGCGGCGGCGCCGGCGCCGGACAGGCGGACCCCUUCACCGGAGGAGGGCGCUACAUUCCAGGUGUUGGCUCCGCCCCCCACGGCACCCCCGGUUCACAAGCCACCGCACCCAACCAACGGGACCCAUUCACAGGAGGUGGUGCGUACUUGAGCGGUGCCAAGCCGGACGCCGCCACCGCCGUCUCCAGCGCGUUCUUCCCGCAGACCAAGGUCGUGACCUUUGACCAGGCCAACGCCUCCGCCAUUGUGGCCAAGAUCAGCGACCUCAACAAGCAGGUGGCGGAGACUCUGCGUGCGUCCGACGGCGACCUGCAGGCCCUGCAGACCCUGGCCGACUGCGCCACUAGGCCGGAGGCGGGGGAGACGAUCACAACGUCUCAGCUCGAAGCCCUGGAGCUCGUGCUGAGCUGGCCAGAUGAGUUUCUCUUCCCCGCGCUGGACAUCCUGCGCCUCUGCCUGCGCCUCGACGUCCCCAACAAGCACUUCCUGGGCGCCGCCUGCGGCCCGGCGCAGCUCUCCCGCCUCCUGGCGCUCACCUCGGCGCCCGGAGCCGGCGCCGCCGCCCCGAUGCUGGCGCUGCGAGCGCUCUGCAACGCCUGCAGCCGCGAGCCCGGCCGUCGGCUCAUGCGGGAGCGGCGCUCGCUGGUGGUGGAGGGGGCGCUGGAGCUCGUCGGCUCCGACAACCGCAACGUGCAGGUCGCGCUGGCCACGCUGCUGCUCAACUACGCCGUCCUCCACAACGAGUCGUCCUCCUCCGCGUCGUCCCCAAACGGCGACGACGACGAGGCCAUGACCCAACUGCUGUCGGCGGCCGUGGCGCUGCUGGAGCGGCGACCGGACCCCGAGGCGUCGUUCCGGCUGCUCGUGUGCGUCGCCACGCUGGUGCUACGCCGCGGCCGCGCCGGCGACGGCGACGCCGCCCGCAGGCUGAGCGACGCGCUGGGGGUGAGGGCCCACGCCGAGCGGUGCGCCGGCCUGCCGGGGGCGCCGGCAAAGCUCACCGAGUGCGCGCGCUCGCUGCUGGCCUUCCUGUGAUGGGCGCGGGUCGCUUAGGGUGGUGGGCGGCGGGGUGGGCGGUCACGUACGGUGCGAAGAAAGCUUAAACGUGUCGGACAAAAUGGUUUUGCGAGUCCAGGACGUGGAGGCCACAGAGUGGGGGGAUUGUUGAAGAACGGCGGCGGUGGGGGGGGACGGGGCACCCGGUGAGGCACGUGGAGGGUGGGGUACAGUGGGACACCGCGGAAGUUUAGUGAGACGUGGGGUAGUUCAGUGGGACAAGGGGGGGGGGGAGUUCAGUGGGACAAAGGGGGGGGAGACACUGCUUGCGUGUCGUUCAGCGGACACGCGUACAACUUCCUUGACGCCGCAAGUCGCCAAACCGCACUGAUCGGAGGAGAGCGCGUGCGGCCACCUUGCGGCCACCUUGCGGGCCCCACGCGAGCGUUGGGAUUGGGCGCGUGGGGUGGACGACAACGACGACGCACGACAGGGCGUGCGUGGAGGGGGGGGGGGGCGACACGGAGAUUGUGGUGGACUCAGAAGGUCACCAAAGUUUGGGUAACGCCGCGAGUCGCCGCGGGGUUUUAUCUUUUAGUCUCCUGGUUAAGUGACGACAACGGGUGCCGUUUGCCACCGAGUGACGUUGGCGCCCCCCGCGGCGCCUGCGCCAGGCUAGGUGCACUUUCAAGGCCGCCACGUGAAGCGUCGAAGGCUCGCUGCCGCUGGCAGGAGAUGGCUGGCAACUGCACCAGCUUACCGUGCCAACUUGGUCAAAUUUAAAGACAACUGCACACACAAAGAUAAAGAUCCCCUGUAUAGCCUUUCCAGACUGUUGGGGCAAGUACUGUUAGCGAGGGGGUGGGUGGCCAGCACCACGCACGGCCGCCUGUCUCCCCCAGUGGCGAUGUUUACUACACGCCGCACCAGGUACUCAUUUGAGGCCGAGUCGACCUAGGGGAGGCCCAGGACCGGUUCAGAUAAUCGUCACUGAUGUUGGCCGCAACCGAGAAUCGAACUCUGGUAGCUGGUUUUGUAACGCAGCGUAGCGCUAACCGCUGCACCACCACUCCCCCUGCACACACGUGGGGGGGGGGGGGGGGGGGGGUGGCACGUGCCCCCCCAAUGAUCCCAUCGAAAUCCCUCAUUUCGAUCGGAUCAUUGGGGUUUAUUAGUAAUAAAUUGGCAUUUUGCGACCCGCACUGCCACUGUGUAGUAUAUUACUACGUGCCAGGGACUCGAUGAGCUGAUAGGACAAUAGUCUGAGUCCAUAAUUGGCAACAAGUAACGGCAAAGCAGUUAUAAGCGACUCACAGAAUUGUGCGCAGUUGCGUAUACAGGGACCUUACUAAUGGUAAAGUAAAAAAAAUUGUCUUCUUGGUUCUUUCGGUAAAGUCACGUAGAAGGGAAGUAAUAAAAUAAUAAAAAUAAAACAUAACAAAAUAAUUCUCACGACGUUUCGGCCACAACGCAAGCAGCCGUCUUCAGGUGGAGAACAGGUCUGUCGACAGAAUUAUUUCGUUGUUUUAUUUUUAUUAUUUUAUUACUUCCCUUCUACGUGACUUUACCGAAAGAACCAAGAAGAUGAAUCCCUGCAGUCACGAAAGCUUUAAAUCGAAAGGACACGACUUCCCUGAAGGCAUUCACCUUCAGCGAGCGCGAUGCUGAUCACACCACGCGGUUCCAAUUCGACCUCCUUACUUACUAACAACUCCUUACUUACCAACACGUCCUUACUAACAACUUCUAUCAUUUUUCAUUGCUGGAGGGGUUGCCCCCCCCUCCUCUACUUGAAAAUCCUGGCUCCUCCGCCAUUGCGUAUGAUGAUGUAAGCGACACGUGUCAUUAACUCGCCACCCAACACGGCCAAUCGUAGGAGAUUUGUCACAUCAACGAAACGUACCCCCCAACUGGUUACUCGCUCAGCAGUCACCAGCUGUGUGUUGGGGAGGUGAGCCUGCGACAACCGACUACGCCCUCCUCACUCCCCACGCCAAAGACGAGAUGUAUAAUACUGCCUCACCUUUACACCCUCCGUGCACCUGUACAUUGAAAUUGCCCCGGUGGGUUUCCCUGUACAAUGUAUAUUGGAUUUGUGCGCGAGACUGUGAGCGAGAUUGGUUUUAAAGAUUUCUCGCCCCCAAAAUGGUUGGAAAAAAAUAAAAUUAA
This is a messenger RNA of Lethenteron reissneri (Far Eastern brook lamprey), 4716 nucleotides long. Its product is annotated as phospholipase A-2-activating protein-like. Gene Ontology annotation, molecular function: ubiquitin binding. The record is from RefSeq and is a predicted model, not a curated record. Lineage: Eukaryota; Metazoa; Chordata; Hyperoartia; Petromyzontiformes; Petromyzontidae. Gene Ontology annotation, cellular component: nucleus; cytoplasm. Gene Ontology annotation, biological process: ubiquitin recycling; proteasome-mediated ubiquitin-dependent protein catabolic process.